Molecule: messenger RNA, 4457 nt
Organism: Neofelis nebulosa (Clouded leopard)
Lineage: Eukaryota; Metazoa; Chordata; Mammalia; Carnivora; Felidae
Gene: DGKD
Product: diacylglycerol kinase delta
Exons: 30
Coding region: 484-3987 (1167 amino acids)
Biological process (GO): diacylglycerol metabolic process; lipid phosphorylation; intracellular signal transduction
Molecular function (GO): protein homodimerization activity; protein heterodimerization activity; ATP-dependent diacylglycerol kinase activity
Source: RefSeq, a predicted model, not a curated record
UGGCGCCCGUGGGUCUGCAUCAGGUCUCUGAAGAGCACGUUGACAUGAGUGUCCAUGUGUACUUGGGUCUGAAAACAGUGUGAGGAGGCAACCUGGUAGUCCUUCCGUACCGAGGACUGGUUUCUACCUGCAGCUCCUGGGUUCAGAGGUGGGGCUUUCUCUCCGCCUGGGAUCAGCCUCUGGUUCAGCACAUGCUCCCGCACUUCAGAAAAGCCAGCGCCGUCCUGUAGCUAAGGAUGGCAGUUUGCAUUCUGUGACUGUCGUCAGUAGUCUGUUCUUGGAUCACUGGGUGAUGCUGUGUUCCUCCCUCUCCUGCUGGCACUCUUUAAUUACCUGAGGAAGGAGGUUCCUCAGUGAUUUUUGUCCUGGGAGUCGGAGAAGGUUGCUGUUCGUCCUGCUAGGCCAGCCCUGCCCGCACAGACCCCACGGUACCUGGCACGUGGUCGGGAGCCGGCACGGGCGGCUCCCCUGCCCGGGAGGCCCAUGGAGAGGAUGCCCGGUGGCAGGACCGUCAUCAAAGAGGGGAUGCUGACCAAACAGAACAAUUCAUUCCAGCGAUCAAAAAGGAGAUACUUCAAGCUGCGGGGGCGGACGCUGUACUAUGCAAAAACGGCCAAGUCCAUCAUAUUUGACGAGGUGGACCUGACAGAUGCCAGCGUGGCUGAAUCCAGCACCAAGAACGUCAACAACAGUUUCACGGUCAUCACUCCAUGUAGGAAGCUCAUCUUAUGUGCUGACCACAGGAAAGAGAUGGAAGACUGGAUUGCAGCGCUGAAGACUGUCCAGAACAGGGAGCACUUUGAGCCUUCCCAGUACAGCAUGGACCAUUUCUCAGGGAUGCACAACUGGUACGCGUGUUCCCAUGCGCGGCCGACCUACUGCAACGUGUGUCGCGAGGCUCUGUCUGGGGUCACGUCGCACGGACUGUCCUGUGAAGUGUGCAAAUUUAAGGCCCACAAACGGUGUGCUGUGCGUGCAACCAACAACUGCAAGUGGACCACGCUGGCCUCCAUCGGGAAGGACAUCCUUGAGGAUGAGGACGGGAUCGCCAUGCCGCACCAGUGGCUGGAAGGGAACCUGCCCGUGAGCGCCAAGUGCACGGUGUGCGACAAGACGUGCGGCAGCGUGCUGCGCCUGCAGGACUGGCGCUGUCUCUGGUGCAAGGCCAUGGUGCACACGUCAUGUAAAGAGUCCUUACAGACCAAGUGUCCGCUGGGCCUGUGUAAGGUGUCGGUCAUCCCGCCCACAGCGCUCAACAGCAUCGAUUCUGACGGCUUCUGGAAGGCCACAUGCCCUCCGUCCUGCACGAGCCCGUUGUUGGUCUUUGUCAACUCCAAAAGUGGGGAUAACCAGGGUGUGAAGUUCCUCAGAAGAUUCAAACAGCUGCUGAACCCUGCCCAAGUGUUUGACCUCAUGAACGGAGGACCACACCUUGGCUUACGCUUAUUCCAGAAGUUUGACACAUUCCGGAUCCUGGUUUGUGGUGGGGAUGGCAGCGUUGGCUGGGUGCUCUCUGAGAUUGAUGGCCUCAAUCUUCACAAACAGUGUCAGCUGGGAGUGCUGCCCCUCGGCACAGGGAACGACCUGGCUCGUGUGCUAGGCUGGGGCUCAGCCUGUGAUGAUGACACCCAGCUCCCGCAGAUCUUGGAAAAGCUAGAAAGAGCCAGCACCAAGAUGCUGGACCGGUGGAGCGUCAUGGCCUACGAGACCAAGCUGCCCCGGCCGGCCUCCGCUUCCACCGGCACUGAGGACUUCAGCGAGGGCUCUGAGGUGCAACAAAUCCUCUUCUAUGAAGACUCAGUGGCGGCCCACCUUUCUAAAAUCCUGACCUCAGACCAGCACUCGGUGGUGAUUUCCUCAGCCAAAGUGCUCUGCGAGACGGUGAAGGACUUUGUGGCUCGGGUGGGGAAGGCCUACGAGAAGACCACAGAGAGCUCGGAGGAGUCAGAGGUCAUGGCCAAGAAGUGCUCUGUCCUGAAAGAGAAGCUGGACUCUCUCCUCAAGACCCUGGACGAUGAGUCCCAGGCCUCGUCCUCCCUGCCCACCCCGCCCCCCACCAUCGCGGAGGAGGUGGAAGAUGGGGAUGGGGCGGGCAGCGGCUGCGGCUCCACUGGGGAGCGCUCGGUGGGGUCGACGUGCCCCUCCCGGCCGCAGAUAUUCCGUCCACGGGAACAGCUCAUGCUCAGAGCCAAUAGCCUGAAGAAAGCCAUCCGGCAGAUCAUAGAACACACAGAAAAAGCUGUCGAUGAGCAGAACGCCCAGACCCAAGAACAGGAGGGGUUCACCUUAGGUCUCUCUGAGUCGGAAGAGAGAAAAGACCCGAAGGAUGACAGAGUGUGUCCCACGGAGAGCUGUGGGGUUGCCAAGGCCAGGAGCCUCCGCAAAGUGUCCAAAUCCCCAUGUGAGAAGCUGAUAAGCAAAGGAAGUUUGACACUGGGCAGUUCUGCCUCUCUUCCUCCCCAGUCAGGAAACCGGGAUGGGCUGCCCGCACUGAACACCAAGAUCCUGUUCUCGAACGUUCGGGCUGGGAUGUCUGGUUCCUUGCCUGGAGGUUCAGUCAUCAGUCGCCUGUUAAUUAAUGCUGAUCCCUUUAACUCGGAAUCAGAAAACCUAGAGUAUUACACGGAGAAGUGCGUCAUGAACAAUUAUUUUGGCAUCGGCCUGGAUGCAAAGAUAUCCCUGGACUUCAACAACAAGCGUGACGAGCACCCAGAGAAGUGCAGGAGCCGGACCAAGAACAUGAUGUGGUACGGAGUUCUCGGAACCAAAGAGCUGCUGCACAGAACCUACAGGAACCUGGAGCAGAAGGUCCUGCUGGAGUGUGAUGGGCGACCCAUCCCACUCCCCAGUCUCCAGGGGAUUGCUGUCCUCAACAUUCCCAGCUAUGCCGGAGGGACCAACUUCUGGGGGGGCACCAAGGAAGAUGAUACUUUUGCAGCUCCGUCAUUCGAUGAUAAGAUUCUGGAGGUGGUCGCUGUAUUUGGCAGUAUGCAGAUGGCCGUCUCUCGCGUCAUUAGGCUGCAGCAUCACCGAAUCGCCCAGUGUCGCACGGUGAAGAUUUCCAUCCUGGGGGAUGAGGGCGUACCUGUGCAAGUGGACGGAGAGGCCUGGGUCCAGCCUCCGGGAUACAUUCGGAUCAUCCACAAGAACCGGGCACAGACGCUCACCAGAGAUCGGGCGUUUGAGAACACCCUCAAGUCCUGGGAAGACAAGCAGAAGUGUGAACUUCCUCGCCCUCCGUCUUUCUCUCUGCACCCGGAGAUCCUGUCUGAGGAAGAGGCCACGCAGAUGGACCACUUCGGGCAGGCGGCGGGAGCCCUCAUCCACAGUAUCCGGGAGAUAGCUCAGUCCCAUCACGACAUGGAGCAGGAACUUGCCCACGCCGUCAAUGCCAGCUCCAAGUCCAUGGACCGGGUGUACGGCAAGCCCAGAGCCACAGAGGGGCUGAACUGCAGCUUUGUCCUGGAAAUGGUGAAUAACAUCAAAGCUCUGCGCAGCGAGACGGAACUGCUGCUGGCCGGGAAGAUGGCCCUGCAGUUGGAUCCCCCUCAAAAAGAGCGGCUCGGGGCCGCUCUUGCCGAGAUGGACCAGCAGCUCAGGAAGCUGGCGGACACCCCCUGGCUGUGCCAGCCCGUGGAGCCCGGUGACGAGGAGAAUGUGAUGCUGGAGCUUUCCAAACGCAGCCGCAGUGGCAAAUUCCGCCUGGUGACGAAGUUUAAGAAAAACAGCAAGAACAGAGAAGCCCGCAGUAGCCUGGGAGCCCCGGUUCACCUCUGGGGGACAGAGGAGGUUGCUGCCUGGCUGGAGCACCUCAGUCUCUGUGAGUAUAAGGACAUCUUCACGCGGCACGACAUCCGGGGCUCCGAGCUCCUGCACCUGGAGCGGAGGGACCUCAAGGACCUCGGCGUGACCAAGGUGGGCCACGUGAAGCGGAUCCUGUGUGGCAUCAAGGAGCUGAGCCGGAGCGCUCCUGCCACCGAGGCCUAGCCGUGGCCCUGUCGGCCUGCGUCCCCCGCUCGCCCCGCGACUGAGGCCGGGGACCCGCUGCCCCUUCUCAUGGUGCUACUCCCCCCUGCUCCGGACGGGAAGCCUCGCGGACGCCCGUUCCGUGACCGUCCCGGGGUCUCGCGCACACCAACACAGCUACCUUCGAAACGACACCUCGUCCGGCCCCGACACCGCGUGGGGCGGACCGCCACCACCUCUCCGCGCCUGCCGACCCGGGACCCGGGCCGGGCCCGGCCUCCGGGCGCCGGGUUGUCCCGUGGAGGCGGCCCGCCUGGGCCGCGCGAGCUCGUCCCGCGGGUCCCCGCCGCAAGCCCCGUGACCACGCGCCGCGCGGCCUCCCCCCGGUGUGCGGACCCCGGCCCGGCCGGCAGCCUCCCGCGCCGGCAAGUUCCGUGUCCGCGGGCCACCCUGGUUCUCCGCGGCAGCCUUGCGAGGCCCCCGCCUGACGC